AUGUCUCGUGGUCACGCACUCCUUGCCAUCAACCAGAUCGUCCAAGGCGUCCUCCUCCAGCUCAUCGUCACCACCGUCGAUGUCAUUCUUAUCACAUGCGUCUUGGCGCUAUACAACAGGAACCGCAUUUUGGUUUGCUCUCUCGGCGCGCUCUUCUUGGCCGAGCUCGCGUCACUCUGCUACAUCCUCGCAGUAGUGACCCCACGGCUAACAUACAACGACGAGUGCUACGUCACCUCCAGCCCGCCCGUCUUCCAGUACUUUUGGAUCAUCUCGCUCGCGUUCGAGACUGUGCUCUUCGUGCUCACGAUCGGAAAGUUCAUCGACGCCGUCCGCCAAGGCUGGGGCAAAGGCCCCGUCAUGCAGCAGUUCGUCGCCGACGGGACGUGGGCAUAUGCCCUCAUCUUCAUCGUCAUGCUCGUCAACAUGAUGUUCUACAAGCUCGUCCGCUCCACCCUCACGGGCAUAUGCUACACAUGGAUCGUCGUCGUCCUCUCCUUCGCCGGAUCGCGCCUCAUCCUCAACCCGCGCCGCGCGUCGAUGAUCCACUCCUCCUCGGGCGACAUCACCCGCAGCCACCUCGACAUCGAGCUCUCGCGCCUCUCGCGCCUCUCCACGCCGCCCGCGCACGGCAUCGCGGCCACGAUCGAGCGCACGACGACGACGGACGACCUUGAGGCGCACAUCAGCCUCGACUGCGUUCCAGACUCUCCGUGGAGCGCGACGAAGGGCGGGGAGAGCGACGUCGGCGCGUCUCCGAGCUCGCUCGCGUGGCACGAGCGCGAGCGGAUGGGGUUCGGGGUGUAG
This is a messenger RNA of Epithele typhae, 807 nucleotides long. RefSeq lists its product as uncharacterized. Bases 1 to 807 code for a protein of 268 amino acids. The record is from RefSeq and is a predicted model, not a curated record. NCBI's taxonomy places the organism in Eukaryota, Fungi, Basidiomycota, Agaricomycetes, Polyporales, Epitheliaceae. The transcript is spliced from 8 exons.